UUACUAUAUUAACUAAUGUAUAAAUAAUAAUUAAGAUUAUUUAAAUAUUUAUAUUUUGGUAUUUAUAACUAAUGCGAAUAUUUUCUUGCAGUGUGCGCCACUUACCCCGGACUCGGACCCAAUCUGAAUGGAACCCAGGAGGGCAUGCUGAGCUGGCCGCUGGUCUAAUGCAAUUUGAAAUGUGUAAUGCAAUCGGCCCCUUUUCGUGGCAAUUCGAGCAAUUUUCUUUGCUUGGCCUGGGGCUGGUUGGGUCUUCCAGAUUGGCACGCUCGUCUCGCUGGACUUAGUUACAAAUCUGUCGCUGGACUGGAACUUUGAGCUGUUAGGAAUCGCAAUCGGAAUCCCAAGCCAAAACCUCUCUAAAUCCGGAUUUGUGUCGCGAUCGAUAUGAGUUCGGCAAAACAUCUGAAGACGCUGAGUAAAAGUGAGAUCGAGAAUUUCUAUGGCUCUUUCGAUUUGGUCCUUUGCGAUUGCGAUGGAGUGGUUUGGUAUCCCCUGAGGGACUUUAUUCCCGGUUCCGCCGAGGCCUUGGCCCAUUUGGCGCUUCGGAACAAGCAGGUGACCUUUGUGACCAACAACAGCAUCAGUUCGGUGAAGGAGCACAUUGAGAAGUUCGAGAAACAGGGUCAACUGAAGAUUAAAGAGCAUCAAAUCGUUCACCCUGCACAAACGAUCUGCGAUCAUCUGAGGUCCAUUAACUUCCAGGGACUUAUCUACUGCCUGGCCACGCCUCCAUUUAAGGAACUUCUUGUGGCCGCCGGGUUUCGGCUGGCAGAAGAUAGCGGCAGCGGGAUCAUCGAGAGCCUUAGGGAUCUCCACGAGGCCAUCUAUGGCGGCGACUCGGUGGAUGCGGUCAUCAUCGAUGUGGAUUUUAAUCUGUCGGCGGCCAAGAUGAUGCGAGCCCAUGUCCAGCUCCAGAAUCCCAAGUGCCUCUUCCUGGCGGGAGCUGCAGAUGCCCUAAUACCUUUCGGCAAGGGCGAGAUUAUAGGACCUGGAGCCUUUAUCGAUGUGGUUUCCCAAUCCGUUGGCCGUCGGCCCAUCACUUUGGGCAAGCCGGGAGAGGAUCUGCGCCAGGUGCUAUUGGCUCGUCACCCGGAAAUCCCGCCCAGCCGCGUGCUCUUCGUGGGCGAUAGCCUAGCCAGCGACAUUGGAUUCGGCCGCGCCAGUGGCUACCAGACGCUCCUCGUCCUCAGCGGUGGCACCAAGCUGGAGGACGUCCAGCGACUGCCGCCCGACCAUCCCCAGAUGCCCGACUAUGUGGUCGACUGCCUGGGGCAGCUGCUAGCAGAUAAUCCGCCUUCGAGUAAUUGUGACUCGGCGGAUUUCACUUGAUAGCGUUUCGAGUGUUUGUCAGAAACCAGAAAGUGUUUUAGAUUACAAUUAAUAGAUUAUCCGCAGGUCCGUAUCGAACAAACAAAACACAACAAUCAUUUGAUUUGAUUUCUUUACUAGGAAAAAUAUUCAAAAUAUUUAAAAUUAAAUAAUUUUCUACAAAAAUUUCUAACAAAUCUGAUUUUUUCACUAUAAAGAAAUGCAAAAUAUUUAAAAUUAAUUUACUCCCUACUUUCAAAACGAAUCAAAAUAAAAUAUUGCAUGGAACUUGGAAUUUACACUUGAAUUU
Drosophila takahashii is the source of this 1621-nucleotide messenger RNA. RefSeq lists its product as uncharacterized. Lineage: Eukaryota; Metazoa; Arthropoda; Insecta; Diptera; Drosophilidae. The record is from RefSeq and is a predicted model, not a curated record. Gene Ontology annotation, molecular function: phosphatase activity.